AUGAUUUCCAACAUUUUCAAACCAAAAAAAUAACAGCUUAUUCAAGAGGGUUAACAAAACAUCACUUUAGGUAAAUUAGUCAAAUUCUCUCACUAUGAAACCAUUUUCAAAUAUUCUUUCUUUGCGGUUUUAUGUAACUUAGUAUUUUAUUGGUCAUAGUUGUUAUAUCUUUGUAUAGCUUAGAUGUCAUACAAUUUUAAUAAUUCCUUAAAGAAAAGAACCUUAGAAGAUUUGAUUGGUCUGAUCUCAAAUGGAUGAUUAUAGGAUUAAUCAUGAUUCAUGUAAAUUAAUAUUUUUUAUAAAUUUAGAUCACAAAAGAAAUCAAUAGAUAUUUAGUUUUCGAUUAUGUUUCUAAAUCAUUAGAUUAAAAAUAUGUUGGUUUGGAUAGAUAAUUAAGAGUUUAAAAAAUUAUUAAAUGGAUUUACGAUACUUUCUACUAUUCAAUAGCUACUAUAUUUGCAUAUAUUGUUUUUAAAGAUGAAAAAUGGUUUCCAACUGAAUUAGGUGGCUCAAAUUUCACAGAAACCAUGUAUGAUUUCCCAAAUAUGCCUGAUGUAUAAAUUAAAAAAAUUCAAAAUAGAAUCCUUGGGUUCCAUUCUAUUAUAUGAUCUAAGCUUCAAGUCAUGUACAUGCUUUAUUAUUAUUGAUGGUCUAUGGCACAAAAAUAGAAUUGAAAUAUUGGGAAUAUUUACUACAUCAUUUUCUAGCAGUAAGUCUGUUAUAUUUUUCAACUAUUUAUAAUUGUGAAAGUAUCGGUAUUGUUGUCUUGGUACUACAUGACAUUAGCGAUAUCUUUUUGGCAUAUGGAAGAACUUAUGCUGAUAUUGGAAAGAAUAAAAUACUUGUUUAUGUGAGUUUCUCAGCAAUUCAAAUUUCUUGGUUAUACACUAGAGUCUAUGUAUUCCCAAUUAAGAUUUAUGAUAUUAUAGUAAAUCAUCCUGGAUUUUCUCUUUAUUGGUAUUAAUUAAAUACUAUAAUAAAAGGGAAAAUACAAAACAUGCAUUGUUCAAUUAAGUAGGUUUGAUGAUAGUACUUUUUGGAAUGCACAUUUACUGGACAAUUUUUAUGGUUAAAGUAGGUAUUGGAAUCUUCUCAGCUGGUAAAUAUAAAAAUGUAUAUGAUAACAGAGAGAAUAAAUUAGAUAAUAAGAAAGAAAAUUGA
This is a messenger RNA of Paramecium primaurelia, 1161 nucleotides long. Lineage: Eukaryota; Ciliophora; Oligohymenophorea; Peniculida; Parameciidae. The record is from the annotation of a GenBank genome assembly.